GCUGGCUCCCGCCCCGCUCCCGCCACCAGGCGGUCUUUUCUCAGCCUACCGAGUGGCGAUCCAGUCAGGCUCCUGCUGCUCCUGAGUGGCGAAGGUGGAGGGCCACUGCCGCAGGAGAAAACCCUAUUGGAGAUGAUGCUUGUAUGAUUCUAAGCAGAAGUGACAGAAUGUCAGCCCUCAACUGGAAGCCCUUUGUCUAUGGAGGGCUGGCCUCCAUCACAGCCGAAUGCGGCACAUUUCCAAUCGAUUUAACCAAGACACGGCUCCAGAUUCAAGGCCAGAGCAAUGACGCAAACUUUAGAGAAGUCAGGUAUCGAGGAAUGUUGCAUGCCUUAGUGAGGAUAGGCAGAGAAGAAGGGCUGAAGGCACUGUAUUCAGGGAUUGCCCCUGCAAUGUUACGCCAGGCUUCCUAUGGCACCAUCAAGAUUGGCACUUACCAAAGCUUAAAGCGAUUGUUCGUUGAACGCCCUGAAGGUGAGUGGGUGCUCAUUAAGGUGUUCUGUGGUGGUGGUGGUGGGGAAUGUGCUAGUUAUUUUCCUUUUCAUGCUGAUCUUUAAAAUAAUCUCUAGAUACGAAUGCAAGCACAAAAUAGCACCAUUCAAGGAGGAAUGAUAGGCAACUUCAUUAACAUUUACCAGCAGGAAGGGACAAGAGGACUCUGGAAGGGAGUGUCCCUUACAGCUCAAAGAGCUGCUAUUGUUGUUGGUGUGGAACUGCCGGUCUAUGACAUCACCAAAAAGCAUCUGAUUCUCUCAGGCCUGAUGGGAGACACUGUAUAUACCCACUUCCUCUCAAGCUUCACCUGUGGUCUAGUGGGGGCACUGGCCUCAAAUCCUGUUGAUGUUGUGAGAACCCGUAUGAUGAAUCAAAGAGUCCUUCGAGAUGGCAGAUGCUCUGGCUACACAGGUACCCUGGAUUGCUUGUUACAGACGUGGAAGAACGAAGGUUUUUUUGCUCUCUAUAAAGGAUUUUGGCCAAAUUGGUUGAGGCUUGGUCCUUGGAAUAUCAUUUUUUUUGUGACGUAUGAACAGCUGAAGAAAUUGGACUUGUGACAAGUCAAGGCUGCAUGAGACGCCCCUCUGAAAAUGCUGACUUCUACAACAGUAGAGCUUUGGCAUUUCUCUGUGCUUCUCACUACUUGGCUCAUCACAGAUUCUGGGAUGGGAGCAACAGAUGAAGAUUGGGAUUAGUUCAGAUUGCUGUGUGUUGCCAUCAGACACCUUUCAUCCACGUUUAAUGGCCAAAACUUGAACAUCCCAACACGAGUCCUUACCAUUGAAGUGCCCUUUGACAUCCAACAUAAUAUAUGAAAUGCAUGUUUCUUACUAAAGAAAACCAGGAGUGGAUACUGUUUCUUUCAGGGAGAAUAGCUCCUGAUGUCUCCCAGCUGACAGCUGCAAAUAAUCAGACUGCUCUAACAAGUUCAUAGAAACCAUGUAAUGGAACGUCCAAGAGGGUGUUACUGUUCCUGAACAGCUGGGAGCUUUUGCUUCUUGUCAGCUGAAGACAUUUUGUUCAUGGAAACUUGGACUUUUUAAGCCCAGGUAUAGACAGUGCAGGGAGUAGAUCCUUUCACUGCUGUAUAAUUUCCCUUGUCAGGAUCUCUCACUUAUAAUAAGUGAUUUUAAGCCUCUGAAGAUUUGACCUUUGUGAGGAAUUAUUAGUGUAUUAAUACCUAAGUUGAUGGUGGUGUGAGGUAUUGACUUCGAAGGUUACAGUAUGUUGGUGGGAGAUGUUUUCAAGCAGCUUGGCUUCUGUUUUAGGCAAUGUUAAUGCUCUAUGAGUUUUAGCAAAGCUUGUCAUUUUCCAGUCUGUAAAAUGGGGAUAGUAACAUCUAUUAAUGUAGGGAUCAAAUAAAAAAAUAGAAGGCAGAGCUUGGCAUGGUGUCCACGCUUAUAAUUUUAAUACUGAAAGGCUGAGGCAGGAGGACUGCAAGUUCAAGCCCAACCUGGGCACCCUCCCCCACAAAAAAAAAAACAAGGGGUGCUCUGUGACUUGAAGAGUGUGUUUCUAUCAUUUUUACAGUUGUAAUCCCUAAAUAGUCUGCAUAGAUAGGAGCAAGUUGUAUUAUCAUGGUCUUCUUACAGAAAUUGUGAGUGAAGCCCUUUCUUAAAGGCCUUGUUAAAGAAAAAACGCUCUGUAAGUGAAGGUUUUAAUAACAUUGUGAAAGUUUUAAUAACAUUUUCCUUCACAAACUGUUGCUAAUGAAGAGUUGUUUCCCAGAUUUCUAGCUUUUACUUUAGUUUAUGUUUUGUCUGUUAAUGUUUCCUGUCUUGGAUACCCUAGUUGGUUUGGUAUAAAAUACUUGCUUGAAAUUAUUAUUAUUUGGCUUUUUGAGCCAAGGUCUCAUUAUGUAGUUCAGGCUGGGCUUGAACUUGGGCCAAUCCUCCUGCCUCAAUCUUCCAAGUGGUGGAAUUACAGGAAUGUGCCACUGUGCUUAGCUUUGCUUGAAAUUUUAAAAGUUUUUUUUUUUUUCAGUGGUAGGAAUGGAACCCAGGGCCUUAUGCAUGCUAGGUAAGCACCCUACCAACUGAGCUAUACUCCCAGCCCAUUUCUUUAGUGCAUCUGUUUAUCUAAUUUCUGAUAAAAGGUAUAUGUUUUUCUUGUUUAUUGUCUUCUAAUGAUGUGGCAAAUCAUUUUCCUUCCUUCUUGUCUUCAUCUUAUUCUUUUCAAAGCAAAGGUUGUCUCCAAGAGCCCCAAGAACUUUCUAUUUCUAGAUGUCAUCCCAGGAAAGUGAAUAUAUUUACUUGGGUCCCUUCAAGGAUAAUCUUUGAGAACCUGCUUCCAGGCAGGCCACUUACAUAUAAUAUGUGUCAGCCAGAUCAAUUCCUAGUUUGUGUAGGCCCUGGGACUUCCUCCUCCUUGAGAGUCUUUGUGCAUCAGGCAAUUUUCUUCACAGCCAUUUUCACUUUGUCUUCUUUAUUAAUAUUUCCUUUGAAAAAAGAUCCUGUAAAGCAGAAUUUUAUUUCCAAAAAUAAGCUAAGAUAUCACAAAGAAGAAAGGUCAUUGGUGGUAUUAAUCACCUAAGGAGUAAAAAGUUUCCAUCUCCCUGGCUGGCACUAGAUGGCAGUAGAUGACCUCUGAGGUCCUGCAGGGCUCCCUCCUGGUACUGAACCUUAUGUGAAGAGAUGUUUUUCUUCUUAUCAGAACAUUCCAUGGAUGUGAUAACUUUCUGUAGAGAGGCUUCCACUGAGUUGAAAGAAUUGCUUUUUUUGAACCACUCUUUUUAUUGUAGAAAACAUUUAAAAAAGUACACACUUGAUUUCUAACAUAGAAGCAAGUUCAUUUUGAAGUCCAUAUGAAGAGAGAAUAUCAGACAAUCUUUAUUAUUUUUAGUUUUAGAGUACAUACAGGUCCAUAUCAGAAGACAAGAUAUUCAAACUUCACUGUAAAACUUCUGUUUUAAGACAAAGAUAUAAUGUUUUAAGACAAAAUAUGUUGUAGAUUUAUUGUAAGUGCCUUAUAGAACAGGAUCUUAACCUGCUUUUACUGUCUCCUGAAGGAGUUAGUGCAAUUGUUGAUGCUUCUAACCAAGAAACAACUUGAGGAAUUGCGAGACUUGUUCCUCUUGUUUUCAGAGGAAAACUUCAGGAACUGGGAGGCUUGCUCCUGUUAUUUUAGGGGCAUGGCUACCAGCCCCUCACCUCGAAAUAUUGCUGAAAUAUGAAAAAGGUUUUCUAGUGUUUAUAACUAAUUUGAAGAAAUUAGUUUGCUUUUGUUUGCUUGUGGAUUUGUGUGAUCAUUGAUGCUAAAUGUUGCUGAUCCAUAAUAUAAAAUAUGGCUCCUGUUCACCAUAUUUAUUCAUGUGUUAGAAAUAGUAUACAUUAUAUAAAGAGAAUACAUUUUUCUUAAGUCUCCAUAUUUUGGGCUGUUUAUUUAAACAUUAGUGGAAUAUGUGAUGUAAACCUUGUUUCACUUACUUAAUAAACUAUAAUAUAUAAUAUAUAAA
Heterocephalus glaber (naked mole-rat) is the source of this 3949-nucleotide messenger RNA. The record is from RefSeq and is a predicted model, not a curated record. Lineage: Eukaryota; Metazoa; Chordata; Mammalia; Rodentia; Bathyergidae.